Molecule: messenger RNA, 641 nt
Organism: Pteronotus mesoamericanus
Lineage: Eukaryota; Metazoa; Chordata; Mammalia; Chiroptera; Mormoopidae
Gene: SERP2
Product: stress associated endoplasmic reticulum protein family member 2
Exons: 5
Coding region: 151-366 (71 amino acids)
Biological process (GO): endoplasmic reticulum unfolded protein response
Cellular component (GO): endoplasmic reticulum
Source: RefSeq, a predicted model, not a curated record
GAGACCGCGACACCGCAGGGGCCCGAGCUCGGGCCCGAGCGGGUCCUCGCGCUGCGCUCCGGCCACCGAGUUCAAGGAGUACGCGCGGCGGCGCAGCCUAGGGCCGCGCUGGUUAGGUGGGAGUUGAGCGCACUUCCAAGAGCCCAAGCCAUGGUGGCCAAACAGAGGAUCCGGAUGGCUAAUGAGAAGCACAGCAAAAACAUCACCCAGAGAGGGAACGUAGCCAAAACCCUGAGACCACAAGAAGAGAAAUAUCCUGUGGGACCAUGGCUGUUGGCACUGUUUGUUUUUGUUGUCUGUGGCUCAGGUCAACCACAUAAACACUGGCCUUUGCUGGAGACCGCCAGCACAUUCCUGGAACUGUGACACGCACAGGGAGCUGUCCCCCCGAGACGGGCCCGUGCGAUGUUUGAGGAACAGAGCAGCCCUAGAGAAGCCCUUCUGUUUCACCACCAAGGAAAGACUGAAGACAUCUAUCUUCUGGGGAACUCCUGCAUCAAGAUCUGAUGUGGACAAUUGGGAGAAACUCUCAUCAGCCACUGGCUCCCACAAGCUAUCUUUCAGAUCAUUCAGAGCAUAAGGAUGGGCAUGUGAGGAGGCCCGGAUUUGACACUGCCCCUCCUGCUGGAGGGUGGAGGACC